CCGGCGGAGCAGUCAGAGUCGCGCUGGCUCCACUGAGAAGUUCAGCUCUUCGGGGAGCGGCGUCCUCUCACUUUCUACAGAGAAAUAAAACGUCGUUUGGAGUAAACACAUAUUUCAUCUCGUGGUCUUGACCAGAACGCCGUAUUUGUUAAAGACUUCGGUCGGGCGACGCUCUACGGUCACGUCUGUCCUCAGUCAUAGCGUCUGCUUAGCGUUGAAAUAACGCUAUAAAAAGAGGAGGGGAAAUAACCCUUUUUUCCCCCUAGUUGCUGAAUGAAACUUUCUAUCAUUCCCCACGGAAGGAGCGAAGACGCGCCAGCGGGUUACUGAGGAUAAAGCGAGCCGGAGGACGGGGCGGACCGCUGGAUGGGACUAAGAUGCUCGCUCCGCUCAAGUUCCAGGUCGGGAGGUUAGCAACCAUGUCAGCGGGGGUUCGUUUUGGGAAAUGAUUGCUGGGCAGCACCGACGGUAAAAUAAUGGUCAGAAGAUGCCUAGUAACGUUCAAACCCUUCAGGAUAUUUGUGGUGGGAGUGGGCUUCUUCAGCCUGUGUUUUUUAAUGACCUCUCUGGGGGGGCAGUUCUCAGCCAAGAGACUGGGAGACUCGCCAUUCACCAUCCGUACAGAAGUGCUGGGAGGUGUGGAGUCACGCGGUGUGCUGAGGAAGAUCAGUGACAUGCUGGAGGUGAUCCUGAAGAGGAUGGACACGCUGUCCAAACUCGACAACAGCUCCACGUCGGAUGCGAGGCGCCUGGAUGAGCUCAGCUCUGCUAUCAACAGGUUUCAACCAGCUGGCCUGGUGGAGAGGAUCCAAGCUAUAGCUCAAAAUGUUUCCAACAUGGCCAUGAGAGUGGAGCAGAUGCUGCAAAGUAGCAUGAUGCAAGGCAGAGUGCUGAGAGAUGGCUCUGCGAGCCAGUGUGAAGUACCAAGGGACAGCCGCUUUCCAGAGUGCCCUGGAAAAGUAGAUUGGAUGCGUGCUCGGUGGACAUCGGACCCUUGCUACGCCUUCUACGGUGUGGAUGGUUCAGACUGUUCUUUCCUCAUCUACCUGAGUGAAGUGGAGUGGUUCUGCCCCCCACUGCCCUGGAGGAACCACACAAGCACCCCCACUCAGCACACACAGCAGACAAAAUCCCCCAAGAGACAAGCUGCCUUCCGCACAGACCUUUCUGUUCUGCUGGAUCAGGUCGGCGGUGGAAAAGAGUCUCUGAGCUUCAUGAAGCGCAGAAUCCGACGGCUCGCACAGCAGUGGGCAACGGCUGCAAACCGUCUGGGUGCCAAACUUGGACAACGUUGGAGGGACCAGAAGAAGGUCCUAAUCCAUGUGGGAUUUCUAACAGAGGAGUCUGGGGAUGUUUUCAGCCCGAAGGUGCUGAAGGGGGGACCGCUAGGGGAAAUGGUCCAGUGGGCCGACAUCCUGACUGCCCUCCAUGUUCUGGGACACAACCUGAAGAUCUCUAUGUCUGUUAAAGAGCUUCAAGGGUUUCUUGGAGUGCCUCCUGGUAGAGGCAGCUGCCCACUCACUGGUCCGUUGCCCUUUGACCUCAUUUAUACUGACUACCACGGCCUGCAACAGAUGAAGCAGCACAUGGGACUGUCACUGAAGAAACACAAAUGCCACAUCAGAGUUAUUGACACAUUUGGGACAGAGCCAGCCUACAACCAUGAAGAGUAUGCAACCCUGCAUGGCUAUCGGACCAACUGGGGCUACUGGAACCUGAACGCCCGGCAGUACAUGACCAUGUUCCCCCACACACCAGACAACUCCUUCAUGGGCUUCGUUUCGGAGGAGCUGAACGAGACGGAGAAGAGGAGCAUCCAGCAGAACAAAGUCAACAGCAUGGCUGUGGUCUAUGGGAAAGAAGCCAGCAUGUGGAAGCUUCAGCAGGGCAAAGAUGGUUUCCUGGAAAUCCUUCAUAAGUACAUGGAGGUCCAUGGGACGGUGUACUAUGAGACCCAGAGGCCGCCGGAGGUCCCGGCCUUCGUGAAGAACCACGGUCUGUUGCCCCAACACGAGCUGCAGCAGCUUCUCCGUAAGGCCAAGCUCUUCAUUGGUUUUGGGUUUCCGUACGAAGGUCCCGCCCCUCUUGAAGCAAUAGCCAAUGGUUGCAUUUUCCUGCAGCCAAAGUUCCAGCCGCCCCACAGUUCACUGAAUCACGAGUUCUUCAGAGGAAAACCUACAUCUAGAGAGGUUUUCUCCCAGCACCCGUAUGCAGAGGAGUACAUAGGCAGGCCGUACGUCAUGACAGUCGACUACAACAACUCCCUCGAGUUCGAUGCUGCUGUCAAGGAAAUCAUGAGGACCAAGGUUGAGCCCUACUUGCCCUAUGAGUACACAUGUGAGGGGAUGCUGGAGAGAGUUCACGCCUACAUACAGAAUCAGGACUUCUGUCUGCCAGAGCCUCCCUUCAUUCCAGCCAAUUUCUCCAGACUGGGAUCAGCCAGUGGCAGCCGGGUAAUCAGACCUCUGUUUGUGCCCCUGCCCAACUCCACGUCCCUUGGCUGGGCGUCCAACGUGACGGCUCCCGCGGCUUGGCCUCCUCUCAGCUCUCUCCGACUGCUGGUGUCGCAGGAGGGCCAGUCUUGUGUUGAGGCCUGCCAGUCAGCUGGCUUCAUCUGCGAACCCGCUCACUUCCGCUUCGUCAACAACAAGGAGGCUCUGCGGGGGUUGGAGGUGCAGUGCGAGGUGGUGGACUCGGAGAUCAACCACAUCCUCCCGGCGUUCUCCGUGAUGCGUCGGGAGUGCAGCCUUCAGAGGGAGCCGUUGCUGUUCAGCUGCGCGGGCCACUCUCCUAAAUACAGACGCCUCUGCCCCUGCAGGGACUUCCUUCGAGGGCAGGUGGCUCUUUGCAGAGACUGCUUAUAAUGAUGGGGAAGCGACACGAAAACAAAAGACUUGGAUUUAAAGAGGGAAGCUAAAAGAGCUUGACCUUGAACUGCUGCUGGGUGGUUUAAUGAAUGGUUGGUGUGAGGGCCGCGGUCGCUGCAGGGGGCGACUGACGCCAAUCACACCUCAAGCCAGUAAACUUUCACGUUACCCGCACAGUGAAGACGCAUCAAAUAUUUUAUUCUGAAGCUUCACCUCCAUAAUAUUGGGCGUACGGUCUCGCUCCGCGAUGGCGUUGUCAUGGAGAUGGCAACCUCAGGUCAGCGUCCGACCUCCACUCCGCGCUCAGACAGAGGAUGAUGGACGCACAGCUCAUCUCUCGUUCUGUUCGACCCUUCUUUGCACUGAUGGAUAUUUUUCAGACUGCGCCCUCAUUCUGAGGCGAUUAUUCUCUCUGAGAAGAAAGGACACACACACAGGGCAGCUCACAAGAUUAUUUUUCAAUAAAUAAGCCUUCAUAUCUCUCAGCUGGAUUUUUAAGAAGGUCUUUGGACUUUGUGAUGGAAAAAUCAUAAA
This is a messenger RNA of Poecilia reticulata (guppy), 3401 nucleotides long. Its product is annotated as alpha-1,6-mannosylglycoprotein 6-beta-N-acetylglucosaminyltransferase B-like. Gene Ontology annotation, biological process: protein N-linked glycosylation. Lineage: Eukaryota; Metazoa; Chordata; Actinopteri; Cyprinodontiformes; Poeciliidae. Gene Ontology annotation, molecular function: alpha-1,6-mannosylglycoprotein 6-beta-N-acetylglucosaminyltransferase activity. Gene Ontology annotation, cellular component: Golgi apparatus. The record is from RefSeq and is a predicted model, not a curated record.